AUGAAAAUUCUGAUAAAAAUUGAGCGAAGUUAUUAUCUGGAAAAAAUCAAACAAAAUAGAGAAGAGUGCAUUGAAAUUGUUUUGAAAGAUCUGGUCUAUAGACGUGCAUUAAAAUUACCUGUUCCAACAGAAGAACUAAAAUUAAUGGAUCAAUUAAUUGCCACCGACAGAAAAAUCAGUGACAUUGUCAAUAAGUAUAACAGAAAAGUCACUGAAUCAUAUUCCCUGAGUUCACAUAAUGACAAUGACUUCCGUUAUUACUGCUAUAGUCCAAUUAUAAGGAGAAUAAAAUAUGCUACGGACAGAUUGAAACUUCUCGAAAAUUUGAAGAAAAUUUCUUCUCUUAGAAAAGCUAUACCGUUGUCUUAUGAACUGCGGUGUUAG
This is a messenger RNA of Cotesia congregata, 384 nucleotides long. Lineage: Eukaryota; Metazoa; Arthropoda; Insecta; Hymenoptera; Braconidae. The record is from the annotation of a GenBank genome assembly.